AUGGGAAAAUGGUUUCUAUACACAGGGGUACAACCAUACUGCAUAACAACAAAUAUGGCGUCUGGUGAAGGGUCAACACUACAUCGUUCUGUAUUUCUCGUCAUGGUUUCUGGGCAAAUCGAAACAGCAUGGUUUCCAGAGUUUGAUGAGCUUUACUGCAAAUAUAGUUUUGUUUAUGGUCAAGACUGGGUUAUUACAACUGGACAUGAAGGUGGCCUUUCACAAAUUGCAACCAAAAGUCCUGAUGAGAGACAGCUAUUCGUUUGGAAUUUUCCUCUAGAUGUUACUUUUAAGAGCACCAGCCCAUUUGGAUGGCCACAGCUGGUUGUUAGUUGUUAUGGUCAAGAUUCAGUCAGAGGUUAUGAUGUAGUAAGAGGCUAUGGUGCUGUUCAUGUGCCAAUAUCACCUGGGAGUCAUACAAGAGAAAUUUCCAUGUUUGUCCCAGAAUCAUCAUCAGCUUUUCAAAAAUUUACAGGUUGGAUCUCUGGGAGACGACCAGAAUUCAUAGACCCACAAGUAGUUGCACAAGGAGAAGGAAGAGAAGUGACAAGAGUUCGCUCGCAAGGAAAGGUUCGUGUCAAGUUCAAUAUCAUCACUCGAGAUUUGAAAAAACUUGGCUAUGAUACAGAACCAUCAACAGUGGCUCAUCCAUUUAUCCCUCCUGCAUCAAGCGACAAAGUGCUUCGAGGCGAACCUGGUGAUUAAUACAAGGCUUUUAGGGUAAAUUCAUUGGGUUAUCUCUAAAUGAUCAAAGUCUGAGAGCUGUAGGAUCACCACUUUUGGCAUCCGUGAUGUUGCAUAUUAAAAGCCUGGCUCAUAGGGAAUGGAUUCAGCGAUUUGAGUAUCAUGCUAAUGGGCAAUAUGGAAUUAUGCUUGGGACAUCUAUCGAAGCAUAAGAACAAUAAAACGAACAUAUUAGCUUUCUUGUAAAUAUCUUAUUCUAAAUAUUUGAAAACUUAAAUUUCUAACUGUUCUCGAUAAUAGAGAUAUUUUGACGACUCUCAAAGUCUUUCUUUAGUUUGUUGUGAUACUUCUAUUAAAUGUCUAUGUGACUAUAGAAAAUAUGCUUUGAUGUAUAGGACAGGACAGUUUUAAGUAAUAACCCUGAGUUUCACGCUAAAUCCGAUCAAAAGGCAAUCGUAUACACCUAUAUCGAGAACUUAAUGACAGACCGGUAACCAGGAAUUCGUAUAACUAUAAAAUGACAUGGAACAAUAUACGAAUAUGAUUGAAAAAUUUUAUGAGAAAGCCAACCAUUUUUGAGUUGCCUUUUUCUUUGAAGCAGCCAAGGCUAUAGGCUCACCUACACCAAAAUUUCCUUUUUCGAGUUAAAAUUUUUCAUCUCAAAAUGUGCUGAAUUCGUUAUAUUUUGAGCUUUUACGUCGUAUGCACCAACUACUACUUUUCUUACCAAAAUUGCCUUUUUCCAAUAAAAAUAUUUUUAGUUCAAAUAUUAUUUUUAGUUCAAUUUUUAGUACGUGAUUAUUUCUUUGUUAUAUAAAUCCUUAAGUCAUCUUCAUCAACCUUUUUUGUAAGGAAUUGCUCUAAGAAAGAUUUACAACACCACAAAUUCUAAUACUGGUACAAUUUUUAACGUGUUAGAAUUCUACUGUUGACAAAAAACCGAAACAACGGUAGUAUGAUCUAAAAAACUGAUGUAAAAAAGUCUUACUUUUGACUUCAGUGUUGGCAGUGGCAUAGAAGACCGUAAAUAUUUAUGGAAUGUAGGUGGUGGUGUGUUUUUCCAUAAGAAUAUAAACACUCAAAAAGCAAUAAAAAUUGCCAAAAAGCAGCCCAGCUCGGUAGCUUCUGUACCUACGAGUGGUGUGAACUUCAUAACCCUUAAAAACCCUGCUGUACAAAUAGGUAGCUCGUGAUACAGAUGCUUUGAAAGAUAAAAUUGCAAGGUAAUUUUGUGAAUUUCUUACCUGACAGUUUGAUUUACGCAGACGUAGCAAAAGUGCAUGAUAUGAUCGGAUCUGGACAUUACAAAACUGGCAUAAGAACAUCAAGAUGUUGUCACUUUUACGAAUGCCGUAUUGAAAAAAUGAAACAGAAAGAUUUGGUUAUGCAUCUCAAUAUCAAAGAAAGGGUGUAUCCGAAUUCUGUGCAAGCAUUUGCUAGUAUUCUAGCUACAAAACUAUACUCCUGGAAUGUUGAAAUGAUAGUUAGUGCUUCCAAUUUUUUUGAGGAAAACUUUGCAAAAGUAGUAUCAUGAUUGGCACGCAUAAUGUGUACCUAUAGGUGCAUUUCAAUUAUUAUCAAAUACAAAGUCCAGUUUUUCAAUCCAAACCUUUUCAUUUCAAAGCGUUGUUAUUUUCA
Rhopilema esculentum is the source of this 2322-nucleotide messenger RNA. RefSeq names its product B9 domain-containing protein 1. Gene Ontology annotation, cellular component: MKS complex. Gene Ontology annotation, biological process: cilium assembly. Lineage: Eukaryota; Metazoa; Cnidaria; Scyphozoa; Rhizostomeae; Rhizostomatidae. The record is from RefSeq and is a predicted model, not a curated record.